Messenger RNA from Gigantopelta aegis, 1598 nucleotides. Its product is annotated as tubulin epsilon chain-like. NCBI's taxonomy places the organism in Eukaryota, Metazoa, Mollusca, Gastropoda, Neomphalida, Peltospiridae. The record is from RefSeq and is a predicted model, not a curated record. Gene Ontology annotation, cellular component: microtubule; cytoplasm. Bases 106 to 1566 code for a protein of 486 amino acids. Gene Ontology annotation, molecular function: GTP binding; structural constituent of cytoskeleton. Gene Ontology annotation, biological process: microtubule cytoskeleton organization; mitotic cell cycle. The transcript is spliced from 12 exons.
UUGGAAUUCCUACCACAACAUCCGCCGACAACAAGAGCGCGAGGUCUGGUUGCAUUCAAGAAUAAUGCACCGUAUCUAUAUGGCAGUGGGAAGUAUCAGCCUAAAAUGACGCAGUCUAUUGUUGUACAAGUUGGACAGUGUGGUAAUCAAAUUGGAUGUCGGUUUUGGGAUUUGGCACUUCGUGAACAUGCAGCCGUAAACAAGAAUGGUGUUUAUGACGAGCCAGUAUCCAGUUUCUUUCGGAACGUUGACAGUCGAUAUGACGAUCCAGCAGAUAUUCCCUUGGGAACUGGAAAGGGAAAAAUCCGUUCUCUCAAAGCAAGGGCUGUGUUGGUGGACAUGGAGGAAGGCGUGGUCAGUGAGAUGAUGAAGGGACCGCUGAAAGAAGUCUUUGAUUUCAAACAGCUGCUCACAGAUGUGUCCGGAUCGGGAAAUAACUGGGCCGUUGGUCACAAGAUGUAUGGAAGCCAAUACCAGGAGACCUUGUCUGACACAAUACGACGGGCUGCCGAGUUUUGCGACUGCUUGCAGUGUUUUUUCUUAAUUCAUUCCAUGGGUGGAGGAACUGGGUCAGGUGUUGGAACGUAUAUUUUAAAUCUCUUGGAAGAAGAAUAUCCAGAUGUUUACAGGUUUGUUACUGCAGUCUACCCAUCAGCUGAAGAUGAUGUGAUUACCUCCCCUUACAACAGUGUUCUUGCUAUGAGAGAACUCACAGAACAUGCCGAUUGUGUUCUGCCAAUAGAGAAUCAGGCUCUGGUUGACAUUGUGGAGAAGAUCUCUCGAGCCGUGCCGUCCCUGCGGACAGGAAAGCGCGUCUACUCCGCGGCCGGUCAGGUGAAGAGUGGCAGUGAGAUCUCCAGUGGUCAGGGAGGAGUCACGAAAACGAAGGAUGAGAAACCAUUCGACAGCAUGAACAACCUGGUGGCUAAUUUACUAGUUAAUUUAACCAGCUCUGCACGGUUCGAGGGUUCACUGAACGUGGAUCUGAACGAGAUCACGAUGAAUCUCGUUCCGUUUCCACGACUCCAUUAUCUCGUCUCCAGCCAAACGCCGCUCUACGCUUCGUCCGACGUCUGUCUGCCUCCAACACGGUUAGACCAGAUGUUUUCUGAUGCCUUUUCCAAAGAUCACCAGCUGAUAAAAGCUGACCCCAAGCACAGCUUGUAUCUGGCAUGUGCGCUGAUGGUUCGGGGAAACGCAGAGAUAUCCGACAUUAGAAGAAAUAUAGACAGGUUAAAGCCUCACCUCAAGUUCAUCCACUGGAAUCUUGAGGGCUGGAAGACGGGUCUGUGUUCCGUUCCCCCCGUCGGACAACCGUACUCGCUGCUCACUCUGGCCAACAACACGUGUGUGCGACACACCUUUACCGAACUCCGAGACAGAUUCGUCAGACUUUACAAACGAAAGGCUCAUGUUCAUCACUACACUCACAUAGACGGGAUGGAGUUGUUGGACUUCACAGAGAGUCUCGAGUCGCUGACUGCGAUUGUUGCUGAGUACACCGGUCUGGAGUCACAGAUGCACAACCCACCACCUCCAGAACCCAGGCUCAACAUCGUCAUGUGACGGCAACGUCCACAACCCACCACCUCCAGAAC